AUGACCUCGAUCCUCACUGCUGCUACUGAAGCCGCUCAUUCGGCCGUGGGCGGAUUACUUGCGAAGGCCCAGAUCCAACCUGGGGGCACAAUUCCCAUUGCAUCUGUUAAAGAGGGCGACGCUGCCAAGGCAUUCGAGCUCAGGCUGCAAGGAAAAAACAUUAUAGUUGGAGUUCCCGGAGCUUUCACUGGUACUUGCAUUCAACUGUUCGAACAGUUCAAGAGCAAAGGUGUCAAUGACGUGUUUGUCGUGGCAGUCAACGAUGUCUUCGUCAUGAAAGCAUGGAAAGCUCAGCUAUCAACUUCUGAUACUGGUGUUCGGUUCAUCGCAGACGAUAAGGGCGCCUUUGUGUCUCAACUCGGUUUGAUCUUCGACGCAUCCCCGCUCCUGGGAUCUCCCCGAUCUGAGCGGUUCGUCAUCGUUGCCGACGGACAUACGGUUGAACUUGUCGCGGUCGAGCCAGACCCCACCAAGAUCACUGUGACUGCCGCCGAUAAGGUAUUGGCCUUGCUCUGAGCAACGUCUGUAUCAGGCCUGAAAGGACUGCCAACGUUGUACCACGUGUAACAAUAUGCUGUGAAAUCCUAUCGGGGAACAACACGUGUGGGAUCAUAGACGGUGUUGUGAAUAUGAUGCCGUUUCAACAAUUUCCAUAUCUGGAGAAACAAGUAACCACGACCGCGUUCCGUUAUGGUCCGCUGUACCCUGCCCUCUCCAACGCUGAACCUAGAGCAUGAGUGACAACAUAGACGUCGUCCCAGAAAGCUGGCCAGUCUUCCGGUUGACCAUCACGUCCUGUUAGAUGCUUCUCCGCUCCUUCAACGAUGUCGCGAAUUGUAAGAUCCAAAGUAGGAUUUGCACGGCGGGCAGGAUCAUCUUCGGGCACCCGCUUCACAUCUGCAGCAAUCGCUUUUAUAGUUUGGGCAACAGCAGUCCUCGCUCGGUCCAUCGUAGAACCCUUCGGUAUAGACGCAGUGUCAAAGCGGAACAUAUACUCCUCGUCGCCUUGACAGUUGACGAUGAAAAACAUGAUCAACU
This is a messenger RNA of Punctularia strigosozonata HHB-11173 SS5, 1038 nucleotides long. Its product is annotated as Redoxin-domain-containing protein. Lineage: Eukaryota; Fungi; Basidiomycota; Agaricomycetes; Corticiales; Punctulariaceae. Gene Ontology annotation, molecular function: thioredoxin peroxidase activity. The record is from RefSeq and is a predicted model, not a curated record. Gene Ontology annotation, biological process: cellular response to oxidative stress; cell redox homeostasis; hydrogen peroxide catabolic process. Bases 1 to 516 code for a protein of 171 amino acids. Gene Ontology annotation, cellular component: cytosol; mitochondrion; cytoplasm. The transcript has 8 exons.